Molecule: messenger RNA, 1371 nt
Organism: Manihot esculenta (cassava)
Lineage: Eukaryota; Viridiplantae; Streptophyta; Magnoliopsida; Malpighiales; Euphorbiaceae
Product: cytochrome c-type biogenesis ccda-like chloroplastic protein
Exons: 12
Coding region: 143-1183 (346 amino acids)
Biological process (GO): cytochrome complex assembly
Cellular component (GO): membrane
Source: RefSeq, a predicted model, not a curated record
UCGGAAGCAAGAAAAAUAUCUCCCGCUCCGCUCCCACACAGGUCUUUCUCCACUCAAAUUCUCUCUAAUAUUUCUUAUUUUUCCCGCUGUCUUUCUUGGCGACCAAACGCGAAUCAGAACUCAGAGUUUUCUUCGUGUUAUCAUGAGUUUGCUUGUAAACCACUGUAUCAGCUGUUGUAUAAGUAGCCACAGGACCAAUCAUGGGAGAGAUAAGGUCCUGAUCAAAAUGAGUAACAAAUCUUCCACGAAUAAGAAUCUUCGUGAUGAUAUCGUGUCUUUAUCGAAGAAUGAUAGCUUUCGAAUAAAGACAAUAGCAAGUUCCAUUGCAGCUGCAAAUUUGGUUGCAAUAGAUGCGGCAAAGGCUGUAAUGACGGAUAAAUUGUUGGAAGAAGCUGCAUCUAUCUAUACUAUGGCUGAUGGAAGCAUCGGUGAUUGGUUUGGAGGCUUCUUAUAUUCAGCUGGAGAACAGGCUAAUGAAGCUGUGCAGGACCAGUUAUCAGCCCUUAGUUUCACCAGUUUGGCAGUUAUUUUUGGGGCAGGGCUUGUGACUAGCCUUUCACCAUGUACACUGAGUGUUCUACCGUUGACCCUUGGUUACAUUGGAGCAUUUGGCUCUGGGAAAAGUAGGGCAGAGGUCAUAUCAGAUUCUAUUGCAUUUGCUUUAGGAUUGGCUACAACACUAGCUCUUCUUGGCGUAGCAGCCUCAUUUGCUGGAAAGGCAUAUGGACAGAUAGGACAAGGAUUACCUUUGGCUGCUUCUGGGUUGGCCGUAAUUAUGGGUCUAAAUCUCCUGGAGAUAGUUGAAUUACAACUCCCUUCCUUUUUUAACAAUUUUGACCCCCGUGCUGCUGCUGCUAAUUUUCCAUCAAGUGUGCAAGCAUAUUUAGCUGGGCUUACUUUUGCAUUAGCUGCCUCUCCUUGCAGUACACCUGUGCUUGCCACUUUGCUGGGAUAUGUAGCUGCAUCUAGGGAUCCAGUGGUAGGGGGCAGCUUACUUUUGACGUACACUACUGGCUAUGUUGCUCCUCUGCUUCUUGCUGCUUCUUUUGCUGGAGCAUUGCAGAGCCUGCUGUCAUUCCGCAAGUUCUCAGCAUGGAUCAAUCCAUUAAGUGGUGCACUUCUCCUAGGAGGAGGUGUAUAUACUUUCUUGGAUAGGCUCUUCCCUGCCACAAUGGCUAUGUAAAUGAUCCCACCUGGUGUGUUCUUUAGGAUUCACUUCACGAUUCACAUAUAAAAAAGAUCAAUGUACAUAAAGCAGUAUAAGAUCACUGUUAGAAGUCUUCCCUACUCUACACAAGCUAGGUUUUACAUAGACCUGUCAUUUUAUAACCGAAUAAAUUUUAUUGAUUUCUCAGUGUAGUAUUUCUGCAA